AUGUGGCAAGACCCCCCAGGUUGGGAACGCCACGCUUCGCAGAGAGGUGGUGGCGCUCUGUUUCUACACAACCCCACCACCGGCGAGUCAGAGUGGUUCACCGGAUGGGUGCAGAAAACCUCCAAGUGGUACGGCCGCAAGUACUGGUUCCAGCCGACCACGGGCCGGGCGGAGUGGGAUCUCCCGCCCUCGGCAGCAGCAAGCAACUCGGGUUCAGCCUCGUCCGCGGCCGCCGCCGCUUCCUCCGGGGGGCAACAGCAGCAGUCCCCGUUCGUGCAGCAGCAGUCCUCCGACGUUCCGGCCCCCAGCGGCGACAAGGUGAAGAGCUGGAAGGAGAAAAUCCUGGCAGCCAAGGCGAAGGCCAACGCUGCCGCCUCAACAGAGGCUUCGCCACCGCCGCCGCCGCCGCCACCGCCCCCGCCGCGUGCGGGGGCAGCAGCGGAUGGGGAUGGGGAUUCAUCGGGGGACGACAUGGAAGUCGAUGCGGAUAUCGCGGGAGGGGUGGAGCUGCUGUCCCCCUCGGACAUCGCCCCGGCGGCGGACAUGCUGCUGGAAGACGUGCCGUCCGUGUCCCUCCGGAGGGAGGAGCUCAGGAAGGACUGCCUACAGAGGUUCGCCGACGUGAACGAGGAGUACGGGAAGAUGAUUGGCUACUCCAAGACUUGCCGCAGCUGCAGGGAGGACGGGAUGGUGGUGGGCUUGAGCGGCAUGUUUGGGAGGUUUUUGUGGGUGCAGCACAUGCGGCAGACGAUGGCGCUCGCUUCCGGAGAGUCGACGCGGACGUCAAAGUUGCCUCCGGAUCCUGUGUUUCCUAGCCUCGAAAAUGAGAUCGAUGACAAGCUCGUCAAAGAGCUGGUGGAGGGCAAGAGGUCCCAGUCGCAGGCGAAGAGGGUGUUACAAGAGUUGUCGAGCGUUUGCAGGGCGGCGUCGGUCGAGCUGGAAGUCAUGCUGCAGGCAGAGCUCCCCGGGCUGCAAUCGCACGUUGUUGUCCUCGAGGAGGAGGUGCCGACACCAAAAGGAGACAUGGGCUGGCGUCCGGUGACCGGCAAGGGCGCCCGCGUUCCCGGCCCCAACCCCAACUCCUCCUACAGGCUCCGAUACGUACCCGCAUCCGCCGGCCAGACGUCGGGGCGGCGAGAGGCUUCCUUCGCCAUCACGGGGGCGCACCUCCACAAGACGUGGUCGGCGUACUGCCGGUGUGUGGGGGGGGACUCGCCGGUGUGGGACCGUAACUUUCUGCGGCGCUUGUUCUGCGUCCUCUCGAGAUACGAGACGUUGUCGGCGACUUCGGACGGGUACCAGAUGGCCUUCCCGGCCUCGGGCUUCCGGCUGCUGCGACACCUGGUGUCCGUGGACUGCGAGUGCUUCGCCAGCCCUCUCAACUGCACCUUGUCAAGAUUUUGCUCCGUGGCGUACGACACGGAUAAGUUCUUCGGAAGCGAGGGCAACUUCUUUCAGUCGGAGUACCAGCAGGGAUCCUUCGAGGCGAACCCGCCGUUCGUGGAAGAGGUGAUGGAGCGCAUGGUGGACCACAUGCACCACCUCUUGCGGAGAGCGACGGGCCCGAUGUCCUUUGCAGUGAUCGUUCCCGGGUGGGACGACGACGGAUGCGUGAGCUACCAGAACAUGAAGAACUCGCGAUUCGCAAGACCACACCCUGGCUUCUACCUGACCCUGCAGAAGGGCAUGCACAACUACCGGCCGGGUAUGCAGCACAGACAGGACGUCGAGGAGAAGCCCUCCAACUGCAACACCUUCCUGUUCAUCCUUCAGAACGACUGGGGAGCAGACGCGUGGCCGGUUUCCACUACAAGUCUAGGCCAGCUGCAGGCGGAGCUAGAGAGCGAGGCGAGGAUGCUGGCUGCCAGGAAUUGCUAGCCUGCUGAUGGUUGCCUCAAUUAUAGUAGACCCGGCCUUCGGAAGGAGGGGUUAGAAUAGACAUAUGCUUUCCG
Molecule: messenger RNA, 1952 nt
Organism: Ectocarpus siliculosus
Lineage: Eukaryota; Phaeophyceae; Ectocarpales; Ectocarpaceae
Source: the annotation of a GenBank genome assembly